Messenger RNA from Exophiala viscosa, 5085 nucleotides. RefSeq names its product sulfite reductase. The transcript has 2 exons. Gene Ontology annotation, biological process: sulfate assimilation. Lineage: Eukaryota; Fungi; Ascomycota; Eurotiomycetes; Chaetothyriales; Herpotrichiellaceae. Gene Ontology annotation, molecular function: iron-sulfur cluster binding; sulfite reductase (ferredoxin) activity; FMN binding. Bases 291 to 4949 code for a protein of 1552 amino acids. Gene Ontology annotation, cellular component: sulfite reductase complex (NADPH). The record is from RefSeq and is a predicted model, not a curated record.
AUGUCGCCAUCACCAGCCAAUCACCAUCCACCUCAAAUAGAUGACGAGAACAAGUUGCCCGGUACAAUAAAAAUUUCCUCCAAGACACCAAGGAGGCGAUUCAAUAGUCAAGGGCUUUGAUCGGGCUUUGCUAUGUGGGUGCAUCACUGAGCGGAGAAACCAUGCAGUAAUAUUUUGGAGUUUAUAACUACACUAUUGCUAUUCUUUUCUCGACUCUUCGUCCUGCUCUUCGACUUCUGCUCAGUGUCUUUUUGUUUUCUUGUCACUCUCUUUGAGACUCAGAAGGCAACAUGGGGUCUGUUGCAAGCCCCGCAGAAGCUGUUGCAAGAAUCGCAUAUCUUGCCAGCGAUGUCAUCCUCUCUGUGCAACCGUCGUUGAACACCGACUCCGAGUUCUCCUACCACUUCGCCCGAUUCACCGGCAACAAUGCAAAGAGCUUCGUCUCCAAGUCUCUGCCCGAGAUCAUUCCAGUACGACAGAAUUCAGACCCUCUGCUCUCUGCCUACACGCCCGCCCAGGCUGGCAAACUUGUGGCAGUCACCGCCCCCUCCUCGAUCCUCCUGACCUCAAUCCCCCACCUUUAUAAACUCGCUCAAUACCCCGUCGUGUUGCAUGUAGCGUUGGCAACACCGCACCCAGACUUUUCAGAGAUCAGCUCCAUUCGACAAUGUGGCUUUACGUUUCUACAGUCAGAGACGUUGCAGGAGGCGCAGGACAUUGCUUUGACUGCCCAUGCUCUGGCAAUCAAGAGUGGCAAAGGUGUCAUACACUUUUACGACCCUGGAAACUCGGUACAGGACAAUCCCAUUGCGGUUGAGAGUCGGGAGGUGGUUACUACACUUUUGGAGACUGGUGUCGGGCCCAAGGCUUCGCACUCAGCUUCAGACGAACACAGCUUGUACGUCAGUAGUGGAAGGACUGCGACAAUCACCGACCUUGGUCUUCCGCAGGUGCUGUCAGGGCAAACAGCUGCAGGUGCCCAGCAAGACCCUUUGUCACCCGUUGUAGCACCAUCUUCCACCAACGGCACCACCGAUAUCUCCUCGGCGCCUUCGUCCCGACGGGACAGCUCCUCGGACAGCACUGCCCCUUCAUCUCUGGCUACCACUGUCGAAACACCAACCUCUCGUCCAGUCAACGCUACCGACGUUUUCACCUAUGCUAGCGACAUCUGGGCUGUCAUUUCCCAGGCUACCGGUCGCAGCUACUCCGCCAUUGAGUACUCAGGUCCUCCAGAUGCCGAAGCCGCUCUUUUCAUCUUUGGGUCGACAGGUGUUUUCGUUGACGUCCUCGACUCGGAUGAUGUACCGGCCGAUCUGACAAACAUUGGUUUAAUCACCGCUCGACUAUACAGACCCUGGCUGGGAAGUGCCGUCCUCCUGGAUUCGAUACCGAGAUCAAUCAAGAAGAUUGCUGUGCUGGAACAAAUUAGGAGGAAGACCACAAGAUGGGGACCUUCUUUCCUCGAUCUUCUCUCAAGCCUGAGUCCCGGUGCUGGUGGUGAGACCCAAAUAUCCUUGGUUCAAUACCGCCUGGGUCAAAUCGAUGCCGCAACAGCAUUGCAAGCACUUCGCGGUAUAUUCCAGAACCUGGCCCCACCCUCAACUCCGCGCAAACAUUCCCGACGCCGAGGUCGCUCCUCGAUGGUCGUGAAUUCCAUUCAAAACUUGACUAUUGGAAACGAAGUUGACCCCGUCGUUGACAGCUUUACACCGGAACAACCUGAACUGGAGAACGCUUACCUGAAGAUUCUCGAUCAACUUUUUGGCAGCAGAUUAUACAUCGCCAACCAGCUGAAGGAGAAGAGCACAGGCGUAUCUACAACCUUGGCAGCGUCGCCUGAAUAUGGGUUUGGUUCAUUGCUUGCCCGGAUCGAAGGUCGUCAGAAUUUCGUCAAGGAGGCAGAGGAAGCUGCACGCAGCAAUGAGUUUAUCACAGAAUCACCGAAACAGUGGCUAUCAAGAUGGGCAUUGAACGCUAAUGAUUCUGCAAAGGCGAAUGAGUAUGCAGGCGAGGUGCUUGCUCGUCUGUCAAACGACGGAUCCAGGUUGUCUACGAGAUUGCUUGAUAACAAGGCUUUCUUCUACAAGGAGUCUCAGUGGCUGAUUGGUUCCGAUGCCUGGGCAUAUGAUCUGGGUAACUCUGGUGUCCACCAUGUCCUCGCAUCUGGUGCGAACGUUAAUAUGCUUAUCAUCGACUCGGAGCCGCACUCGGAACGAGCUGCCGCCGAUUCGAAUAAGCGGAAGAAGGACAUCGGUCUCUACGCUAUGAACUUUGGCAACGCCUACGUCGCAUCAGUGGCUGUCUACAGCUCUUAUACACAAGUGUUACAGGCCAUGAUUGAGGCAGAGAAGUUUAACGGUCCUUCGGUCGUCCUUGCGUACCUGCCAUACAACAAGGAGACCGAUUCUCCGCUGACCGUCCUGCAAGAGACGAAGAAAGCCGUCGAUGUUGGCUACUGGCCUCUUUACAGAUGGGACCCGUCAAACGAAGAGAAGGGCGAGCCCACCUUCAACCUGGACUCUGAACGGAUCAAGCGCGAAUUGGAAGACUUCCUCCGACGGGACAACCAAUUGACACAGGUCAUGAACAGACAUCCUCAAUUUGCCGCCAACUUGUCCGACUCUUAUGGUACUGAAGUACGCAAGCUACAGAAGCGUAAAGCCAAGGACGCCUACGAGCAAAUGUUGGAAGGUCUUUACGGAGCUCCAUUGACGAUUUUGUUCGCAUCCGACAACGGCAACGCCGAAAGUCUUGCUAAGAGGCUGGGCAACCGUGGCAAGGCGCGUGGUCUCAAGACCAUGGUCUUCGCCAUGGACGACUAUCCUUUGGAAGAUCUCGCCAGUGAAGAGAAUGUCGUUUUGAUUUCUAGUACAGCUGGUCAGGGAGAGUUCCCACAGAACGGUCGAGCCUUCUGGGAAGCCAUCAAAGACGCUGCGGAUCUCGACCUGGCCAACGUCCACUACUCAGUUUUUGCCCUUGGUGAUAGUCAUUAUUGGCCUCGAAAAGAGGACAAGAUUUUCUACAACAAGCCUGGUAAAGAUCUCGAUGUACGCAUGCAAUUCCUGGGUGCCAAAUCGUUGACGGCAAUCGGCCUCGGUGACGACCAGGACCCUGAUUCAUAUCAAACUGGUUAUCAAGAAUGGGAGCCUCGACUCUGGCAAGCACUGGAUGUCGCCAAUGUUGAAGGUCUGCCUGAGGAACCCGCGCCAGUAACCAACGAAGACAUCAAGAUUGCUUCGAAUUACCUCCGAGGCACCAUCGCCGAAGGACUGUUGGAUACUUCUACGGGCGCCAUUUCGGCCGCAGAUCAGCAGCUGACCAAGUUCCACGGUACAUAUAUGCAGGAUGACCGUGACCUGCGAGACGAGCGCAAAGCUCAAGGGCUCGAGCCAGCAUACUCAUUCAUGAUCAGAUGUCGACUUGCUGGUGGUGUUGCCACCCCAGAUCAAUGGCUACAAAUGGAUGCCAUUGCCGGCGCCCACGGCAACGAGACCAUGAAAUUGACCACAAGACAAACAUUCCAGUUCCACGGUGUCAUCAAGUCGAAGCUGAAGCCCGCCAUGAGGGCUAUCAACAAAUCUCUCAUGACCACCAUCGCAGCCUGCGGAGACGUCAACAGAAACGUCAUGUGUUCCAGCUUGCCCACCAUGUCAGAAUAUCAUCACGAAGUCCACACCGUUUCGAAGAAGAUCUCCGACCACCUUUUGCCAUCAACAAACGCCUAUCACGAGAUCUGGCUCAAGGACGACACAACAGGCGAGAAGGCCCAGGUAGCAGGCGACGCCGUCCAAGACUACGAACCACUAUACGGACCAACCUACCUCCCAAGAAAAUUCAAGAUCACAAUCGCCAUCCCACCUCACAACGACACGGACGUGUACGCGCACGAUGUCGGCUUGAUCGCAAUCCGCUCCAAAGACAACGCUCAUCUGGAGGGCUUCAACAUCCUCGCUGGAGGCGGCAUGGGUGUGACGCACAACAAUAAAAAGACAUACCCCCGUACAGGCUACAUGAUGGGCUACGUCGCCGCGGACAAGGCUCAUUUGGUCUGCGAGAAGAUCAUGUUCGUCCAGCGCGACCACGGCGACCGCAAGAACCGCAAGCACGCCCGUCUGAAGUACACCAUGGACGACAUGGGCAAUGAGGUGUUCAAAUCCAAAGUCCAAGAGCUCUUGGAUCCACUGGACAUCAAGUUCGAGGAACCCCGACCGUUCAAGUUCGCUUCCAACAUCGACACUUUCGGCUGGCAGAAGGACGAAAAGGGGUUGAGCCACUUCACUUUCUUCAUCGAGAACGGUCGUAUCGAAGAUACUGCUGAUUUCCCUAUGCGUUCUGGCCUGCGAGAGAUCGCCAAGGUGCAUAAAGGCGAGUUCCGCCUGACUGGUAACCAGCAUUUGAUCUUGAGCAAUGUCAGCGACGACGCGAAGCCUGGACUGGUGGAGUUGAUGAAAAAGUAUAAGCUUGACAACACGCAAUUUUCGGGCAUGAGAUUGUCGAGCUCUGCUUGCGUUGCGUUCCCGACUUGUGGGUUGGCCAUGGCCGAGUCGGAGCGGUACUUGCCGGAGUUGAUCAGCAAGCUUGAGGCGUGCCUUGAGGAUAAUGGUCUGGCGCAGGAUAGUAUCGUCAUGCGCAUGACGGGGUGUCCUAAUGGAUGCGCGAGACCGUGGUUGGCCGAGGCCGCGUUCGUGGGCAAAGCUUACGGCGCGUAUAACAUGUACCUUGGCGGUGGGUACCAUGGGCAAAGACUGAAUAAGUUGUUCCGAAGCAGUAUCAAGGAGGAGGAGAUUUUGGAGAUCAUGACGGGCUUGUUGAGUCGGUAUGCGAAGGAACGAAACUCGGGCGAGAGAUUUGGCGAUUGGACGAUUCGCUCUGGUGUGAUCAAUGAGACUACUGAGGGCAAGUACUUCCACGACAAUACUGCUGAAGUAGAGAGCGAGGAGGAUUGAGGUGGUCGCCGUGUGAGUGAAGGUGGUUGCAAAACGGCAUUGCGUUUGGAUCUGAUGUAUUUUGCAUGGCGUGGAAUGGAAAAGAAACUCAUUGAUGGGUGCAUAUAUCAUGUAGCAUUAUUGAUUUCUUAGCAAU